AUGGUGUGGUAUGCCGGCAUCACCAGCCCCUACCUGAAUCGGGGUGGUCUUCAAAAGAAGUUCGAGGCCCGCGGUGAGCGCAUCUCCGCGGAGCUCAGGAGCGAGGCACGGAAGAAGGAGGAGCGUUGGGGUGCGAUGGAGCUUCAUAAGAUGUUCCCACGGCUGAUUGGACCGCCGAAGAAGCGGCGUGACAAGAAGACCAUGGAGGUGAACUUCUAUAGCAUGGGCUAUCCACCUGGAGAGCUCGCCCGGCCUGUGACAGCCCACAGCGACGCCCGUCCGUUGAGGGGAACCAAGAAGAAACGCAUCGGGCCGCACUUGAUGAGCAGCGAUCGGAUACGCUACAAGCAGCUCAACCCGAAGGUUCCAGGCUGUCAUGCAUACAAGCUCUACGAGGGCUACAAGACUGCCAGGACGUUGCGUCAGGCGGUGGACUGGGGUGCGAGGCCCAUCGAUCUGGCGCACGACUACAACUGGGGGUUCAUGUCGGUGGUGGACCUGUCCUUGAACUUUCCCUACGAGGUCGAGAUCAAGGAGAAGCUCAGCAAGCCACGCAAGGCGAUCUUCGAUUGGUCCAAGAGCCCGGAGAAGUUCAUCAAGGUUCGCAUCAAGGAGAUGAGUUUGGGGCAUCAAGGUCUGGAUGUGAGGAAGGAGUCCUUGCAAUUGCUGGCGGAGCGAGUGCCCGAGCGUUUCCGGAAGCUCGACACCGAGAGCUUGAAGAAGGAGGAGGGUCUCCUGAGUCACGUUCCACUGGUGGUCUUCCGCGCACUCUUGCGAUGGGCCUCUACGGGGCACCUGCGCUACGAGCGGAAGCGCACGCGAGCGGUGCACGAUGCUUUGAAGGUGCUAGGGCUGAAGACCUUGGCCAAGAGGGUCAAGCAACUCGAGGCGCAGGAAGCCAAGGAGGCGCUGAAGGCUCUUAAAGAGCCAAAGGCUGCGAAGUGGGAGCCCUCAGAACAGAUGGCCCGCGCCGCCGCGCAGAAGCGGAAGGUCAUGAAAGCCCAUGUGAAGCAACGGAGGUGA
Molecule: messenger RNA, 1023 nt
Organism: Durusdinium trenchii
Lineage: Eukaryota; Dinophyceae; Suessiales; Symbiodiniaceae
Source: the annotation of a GenBank genome assembly